CCACCACAAGCGCCGCCCGCUAGGGUUUUCUCUCCGCUUCCUGGUUGCGCCGGCCUUCUCCCCCCUCACCCCCUCAGUCCACCUCCCCUCCCCGGCGCCGCCGCCGCAGCAAGAUGGUGAAGGGACGCACCGGCCAGCGCGUGAGGCUCUACGUCCGCGGCACCAUCCUCGGAUACAAGAGGUCCAAGUCGAACCAGUACGAGACGGCGUCGCUGGUGCAGAUCGAGGGGGUGAACACCAGGGAGGACGUGGCCUGGUACGGCGGCAAGAGGAUGGCCUACGUCUACAAGGCCAAGACCAAGAGCAACGGCACCCACUACCGCUGCAUCUGGGGCAAAGUCUCCCGCCCCCACGGCAACACCGGCGUCGUCCGCGCCAAGUUCACCUCCAACCUGCCCGCCGAGGCCAUGGGGAAAAAGGUCAGGGUCUUCAUGUACCCGAGCAGCAUCUAAAAGGUUAUUUUCAAGUGUGGAGGAUUUCACUCGUCCCUUAGGUUUUCAUUUCGAGUCUUGUAAGAUGGAUUCAGGCCGGGAUAGCGAGUUGAACUGCUCUUUCCGUGUGAAGAACUUUAGUUUUCAUGUUAUCUCGAACGUGUGGAUCUCACAUUAUAUGAUGUUAUAUGUAGUUCGAACCUGAAGCUGUGUUUUGCCCA
Molecule: messenger RNA, 652 nt
Organism: Hordeum vulgare subsp. vulgare (domesticated barley)
Lineage: Eukaryota; Viridiplantae; Streptophyta; Magnoliopsida; Poales; Poaceae
Product: 60S ribosomal protein L35a-1-like
Exons: 4
Coding region: 114-452 (112 amino acids)
Biological process (GO): ribosomal large subunit biogenesis; cytoplasmic translation
Cellular component (GO): cytosolic large ribosomal subunit; ribosome
Molecular function (GO): structural constituent of ribosome
Source: RefSeq, a predicted model, not a curated record